Messenger RNA from Ectocarpus sp. CCAP 1310/34, 1625 nucleotides. Lineage: Eukaryota; Phaeophyceae; Ectocarpales; Ectocarpaceae. The record is from the annotation of a GenBank genome assembly.
CACGCCUCGACGAUGAAGAUCAUGCUGGAGAACCUUACGAAGGGCGGUAAGGAGGCCCGCGUUGACCAGUACCUCUUCAUCUUCCUCAAGUUCAUCCAGUCCGUCGUGCCCACCAUCGACUACGACUACACCAUGUCCGUGGACGCGGGGGGGACGAACAACAACGACACCUCUGAGCCCGACCUGGACGACGCCUUCGUCGACGUAGCGGAAACCUCUCCUUGAGGAAUUUUCCAGGAGUUUUCCUAGGUUCUUGCGGGAUUUUGCCGCUUGCCGGUCCCAGCCUUCGUCGACGUCGCGGAGAAUCUUCCUUCACGAUUUUGAAGGGAUUUUUUCCCGGGAUUUCCCGAGUUUUUUUUAUUUCCGUCGCCACCGCCGCCGGUGCCGCCUGGGCGGCGCCUUCUCUGUCGUGUUGUAGAAAGAGUAUGCUAUCCUUGAGGAUUUUCCGGAAUUUUCUGAGUUUUUUCCAAGAUUUUCUUCCGUCGGCUGCGCCGAGCCCGACCGGGACGACGCCUCCUGCUCCGUCGUGUUAUAGCAAAAAGAAUGCUGUCCUUUUGGAUAUUUGGAGUUUCUGUUUUUUUUCCGAGGGUUGUUCUUCCGCCGCCGCCGCUGGUCCCGGCCUGGACAACGCCUCUUGCUCCGUCGUGUUGUAGUAUUUUGUCCUUGAUUGUGUUCGGAGACCGCCAUGCGAACGUCGGGCUAAGGCUUGUCCGCCCGUCUGCCCCAGCGGAUCGACUUUGGGAAGCUGUAUGUCCCAUGUAGUUAAUGCAGAGUAUUUCGUUCGCUCAGAGUCUCGCAAGCGCUUGUGUGGUGUGGAACAGUCACAGCGCCGAAAACGGCGGCGUUGAAACCGUCUCGUCGAGAGCUUUUCGAAAAUGUAUCGUUUCGUAUAUGCAUCCUCUUUGUCGUGGAGUAAUCGAGCUUUGAAAAUCGGUCCAGGGGGUGUGUUAUCUUGUGUCAUAUACGGUAGUUGCUGACGAGGCUCCGUUGUACCACCACCAGUUUGUUUACGGCAGAGACGAUGAUGACAUCUUCUUCUCAUGUGUGGUAUGCAUGGCUCGAAUUUGAAUGUUACUGUAGAUACCCCGAGCCUAGUAGGUAAUUGGCCAAGAACGGGGGCGGGGGGGGGGGGGCAGUUAUGGCCCUUGUGGAAGGCCGCGUAAAUAAUUAUGGCCCGUCGCCCAGUUCGAGACCGGUGAAAUCGCGCGACACAUUCAAAUUGGUGUCAUGGUCUGAAUAGUGCCGACGUACCCGAUAUAAAAUGCUGGCCGAAAGCCCUUGGCAUAAUGCGGCGUUACAAUCUUCAGGGACCACUACGCUGCCGUGCUCUCCUUCACUUGAACAUGCGGUACUAUGCAUAUAAUGCUACCAUAUUCUUGGAAGUGGGCACUGAUCGGGGCUAGUACUAGUCGCGGGAGGAAGGAGAAAAUACAAAGAAAAAAAGCGGGACUGACUAUUAAUGUUCGUCUUGAGGCAGACGUGAAAUUGCGCAGGAAUAAAAGCCCGCGUGAGGGACCCAACAAACCUACUUCGUGCGACGCAAGUUCGUAUUUCUCUUCGUUCGUUCGUUGUAUCAGCAGCAAUGCGGAUGAGCUUAGUCGUAUAUAACACAAGAUAACACACCC